UUUGUGGACUUCCCGAACGGCGUCAGUUGAUUAAACAUUCACAACAUUAUCUGCCUGUUGAUUGGUCGUCAAAGCUUUUAGUAAAUUAAACUGUAAGUCGCAUAUUAAAGAUUUAAGCAACCUAAAAAGGUCUAACACAUUUUAAUAGUCGAAUUUCAGAAACUGGAUCUGACUAAGGAGGAAACAAAUAUGACCAAUGUAUCUCUUUCAGAUGACGCUACAAGAAAUGCGGAUCUUCAUUUACAUACAAUUUAUCCGCCACCAGAAACACUGGGCUUUAAAAUCCCAAAGAUAGUCUUGUAUUGUUCGAUACUCCUCAUCUGCACAACUGGAAACGCAAUGCUAAUAGCGGUAAUUCUUAGCUCAAAGCGCAUGAGGUCUCUGCCAAGUAACAUUCUCAUUUUAAAUCUGGCUUUUGUUGACUUAUUAACCUUGAUUAUGAGUAUUCCCUUUGAUGUUGUGGUGGAAGAGAACCACUACAUCUGGCCUUAUGGAGAUGCUUUGUGCAAGCUGUUGUUCCCUGCAGCUACUCUUCUUUCCACUUGUUCAUCCCUCACUUUGGCCGCCAUUUCGCUGGAUAGAUACCGGACAUUGCUUCAUCCUUUUAAAUCAAAACUCUCGGUGAUCCAAGUAAAAUGUAUCCUUGUAGCGGUGGAUUGUGUUUCUGUUUUAUUUGUUGUUCCAUACGCCGUGUUCCUUGGAUUACAGAACAAUAUUUGCAUUGAAGAAUGGCCAGGGUUUUUGUAUCGACAAAUUUACACAGUGUUUUUGGUCUCUGUGCAGUACGCGCUUCCUUUGCUGUUCAUGAUGACUAUGUACAUUCUCGCUUCUUCGAAACUUUACACUGCGACCAAGAAUGUAAGAAAAAUGUCAAUCUCCCUUGAAAAUGACAGACGCACAUCCACGUCCUUCAGAGAACGUCUCGUGCGCCGAGAAAGCUUUGCCGUGAGCCAAGAACAAAACGUGAAAGUCACAAAAAUGUUUGUAAUUAUCGUCGUUGCAUUUGCCAUCUGCACCCUUCCUAACCAAGUGCUGUGGUUAUGGAUCGAUUUUGGCAAGAACGGUGAUGUCACCUCCCUUACGAAAGAGAUUAUAAUCUGUCGGCUCUUCACUUACACUAACGGUUGCCUAAACCCUAUUAUAUUUUUCACAUUUAGACGCGAUUAUCGUCGCGGUUUGCAUAAAAUCCUACGGAGAAUGACCGGGAGAAGACCAGAGACAAACUUGGAGAGGAUACAAAGACUUUGGAGCAAAUUUGACAUUACCCCGCAGGUUAGCGGCGACCCGAAGCUUGCGCGCCAGAGGAAAAUGGGAAUUCAGGAAAGCGGUCCACUCGUUGAUCAAAAUAAUCCUAAAUUUUCUAUCGAAACAUGUAGCAAAUCAACACUACAGUCACAACUACACAAACGUGAAUCUUGCCAGGCAGAGCAAGCGCUAAAAGCCCGCCAUGGGAUUUCAACUACAAGUGCAAGAAAAGUGUCUCAAGAUGAAAGCAUAGCAACUUCGUGGGUUUAGCCCUUCAAUUCCCAGAAGCGAUUGAUAAACAACCUCUUCUCACGAAAUGUGAUCCAGGAUAAUAAUACUGAUAAUGAUGCAUUAAUAUCGCGUAUUUUCCAUAUUGAUAAUUAUGCUCUAAUACAUUCUACAACACUUUGCGGGAGACUUUGGUGGUCAGAAUACAUUGAGCAGUUUGAAAUUUUUGACGGAAAUUUUUGAUGGAAAUUUUUGCAGGUGCCCCCAAUUUAAGAAGUUUUCGAAGCAAGGCCAGACUACAAUAUCUGAAGUAACGUUAUCUACUUUCUGCGAAAAGUGCGUGGGUUCUUUAACGAGAGAGGAAUCGAAAAAAAAAAUAGUCAGAGGCUGAAUGUUAUCAGUGUUACAACACUAAACUAAAAUGGUAUCGAUGUCACGAGGCCCAUGCCCCCGGUCGAGAACGUCAUUAAUCUGGAAGAACGUCGCAUAAUUAAAUGAUAUCUGGUCUUCUUAUUCAGAACGUUAGUACGUUUUCCUGGAAAGGAAAUUACUGAUGUCUAGCUGAAGGGGGAAUCAGCGUGUUUAUGCGUCUGCACUUUUCAUUCCAUCAACGUGCCGGUAAAAUUUUAAACUGUUGAAAACCAAGUUAGGAGACGAUAUUUCGACUUGUGUGGGGUAGCCUAACGUGCGCGGUAUAGAAUGUAGAAGUUUGGGUAGUCGCAUGCGUAAGUUUGGGUAAUGACUUUAUUUCAAAUAAAAUUUGGAAUUUAUGUCGAUUAAGUUGACUGAAAGCACCACCAAAAUUCAUCACGAGCCUGAGGGGCAAGCGGUGCAAUUUGUAGUCUUUGUAAAAAUACAC
This is a messenger RNA of Pocillopora damicornis (cauliflower coral), 2332 nucleotides long. RefSeq names its product galanin receptor 2b. Gene Ontology annotation, biological process: G protein-coupled receptor signaling pathway. The record is from RefSeq and is a predicted model, not a curated record. Gene Ontology annotation, molecular function: G protein-coupled receptor activity. Gene Ontology annotation, cellular component: plasma membrane. NCBI's taxonomy places the organism in Eukaryota, Metazoa, Cnidaria, Anthozoa, Scleractinia, Pocilloporidae.